Tripterygium wilfordii is the source of this 2364-nucleotide messenger RNA. RefSeq names its product hexosyltransferase GAUT11-like. The record is from RefSeq and is a predicted model, not a curated record. The transcript is spliced from 2 exons. Gene Ontology annotation, molecular function: polygalacturonate 4-alpha-galacturonosyltransferase activity. The coding region runs from base 394 to 2004 and encodes 536 amino acids. Lineage: Eukaryota; Viridiplantae; Streptophyta; Magnoliopsida; Celastrales; Celastraceae.
UUUAAGGUAAUUGAAAGAUAUAAAAAUGGUCAUUACAACCAAUAGAACUCAUCACAUGCUGUCAUGUGCAGUUUGCAGACACUCUCCUUCAUUGUUUCCCUCUAACAAGCUUGAUAAAGGUUCUUCCUUUCAAAACCGUAGCAAUCUUUACUCUCUCACCCACUCCCGUAUUUGAUAUCUCACGUUCUUCAUUCCUUAUUCUUCAAUCUCUCGAUUGUCAAUUUCUGCUGCGUGGUGUAUUGGGUGGUGGCGGCAGGGGUUCCGAUGAGGAUGAUUAGUUGAUGUGGAGCGGGAUUAUGGGUUGCCAUGUUUUGGCGGAUUUAUGAUCGAAUUUUGAAUGAUGGGUAGCAGUCGGAUCUUGAUUUUGUGAUAAAGAGUGGAGAGGGUCUCCGAAUGAUGCGGAGGCGGCCGGCAGAUUUCCGGCGUCAGGUUCGAAGGAGGUUUUCGCAUUGGAUCUGGGUUCUUCUAGGUCUAUUCUUGAUUGCGGGCUUGUUCUUGUUUGUAGUUCAACAUAAUCAUCAUGAGGAUCCAAUUGAUCAGCACGUCCCGGAGAAAUAUGUAAACAGGGCCCAGCCAGUCCAUCAGCAUUUGAAUUUCACUGAAGAAGUAUCAAGUGCUACCUCAUUUUCACGGCAAUUGGCAGAGCAAAUGACACUUGCCAAGGCUUAUGUUAUUAUUUCCAAGGAGCACAAUAAUCUUCAUCUUGCAUGGCAGCUGAGCUCAAAGAUAAGAAGUUGCCAGCUUUUGCUUUCAAAAGCAGCCAUGAGAAGGGAGCCCAUCAGCCUGGAAGAAGCAGAGCCGAUAAUUAGGAGCCUAUCAUCUCUAAUACUCAAGGCACAGGAUGCCCAUUUUGACAUUGCAACGACAAUAAUGACAAUGAAAUCUCAUAUUCAAGCCCUUGAAGAGCGUGCAAAUGCAGCAACAGUUCAGAGCACAUUGUUUGGACAAUUGGCGUCAGAAGCUCUACCCAAGAGCCUCCAUUGCCUAAACGUCAAGCUCACCACCGAUUGGCUUAGAAGUCUUCCCCUUCAAGUACUUGCGGAUGAGAAAAGGAACUCUCCCAGACUCGUAGAUAACAAUCUCUACCACUUCUGCAUAUUCUCAGAAAAUGUGUUGGCUGCCUCUGUAGUUGUCAACUCCACUAUCUCUAAUACUGACCAUCCAAAACAGCUAGUUUUUCACAUUGUGACAAAUGGCGUCAGCUACGGUGCUAUGCAAGCUUGGUUCCUUAGUAAUGACUUCAAAGGGUCCACUAUAGACGUGCAGAAUAUAGAAGAAUUCACCUGGUUGAAUGCUUCUUAUGCUCCCAUUGUGAAACAGCUCCUUGAUCCAGAUUCAAGGGCUUACUAUUUUGGUGGUAACGAUUAUAUGGGUGUUGAGCCGAAGCUGCGAAACCCUAAGUACUUGUCUUUGUUGAACCACAUCCGCUUCUACAUUCCUGAGAUCUAUCCACAGCUGGAGAAGGUGGUAUUUCUUGAUGAUGAUGUUGUUGUUCAGAAGGAUUUAACCCCACUAUUUUCUUUGGAUUUGCAUGGAAAUGUGAAUGGAGCGGUGGAAACUUGUCUUGAAGCAUUUCAUCGUUAUUACAAGUAUCUCAAUUUCUCAAACCCAAUCAUCAGCUCAAAGUUUGAUCCGCAGGCAUGCGGAUGGGCAUUUGGCAUGAACGUUUUUGAUUUGAUUGCUUGGAGAACGGCCAACGUAACUACACGAUAUCAUCACUGGCAGGAACAGAAUGCUGACAGAACACUGUGGAAGCUAGGUACGCUUCCCCCUGGUCUUUUAGCCUUCUAUGGACUUACAGAGCCGCUAGAUAGAAGAUGGCAUGUCUUAGGAUUGGGCUAUGACACGAACAUUGAUAACCGUCUGAUCGAGAGUGCAGCAGUAAUUCAUUUCAACGGGAACAUGAAGCCAUGGCUAAAACUGGCCAUUGGCAGAUACAAGCCUCUAUGGGAAAGGUACAUAAAUCAGAGCCACCCAUAUCACCAAUAUUGCAUUAUAAGUUGAAAUCUGCUACUUCUUGAUUACCAGUAGGUUAUGCGAUCUUCGACUUUUUAUUACCUCUGCUGGUGAUGGUCACAUUCGAUGUCAGAAGUAGAAAAUUUUGGCUUUUGAGGAGCUUUUCUUUUUCAUUUUUCAUCAUCAAAGUGCCUAAAAAGAAAAGGAAACAACUUUUAUACAAUAGGGAAUUCUAUAUAUGUUGUAGCCUCUAGGUGAAUUGUGGGGAUUCAUUUUUGGGUGAUGAGGGUUUUCUCUUUCCCUUUUCUGCAAAAGCUGUAGAAUUAUCUGUUCUUUUACAACUUCUUGUUAUAAUUUUUUAAGCUCUUUAACUUAUAGCAAUGGAAACCCGACAUUUCUUAUUACUAU